CUGGUUGCCACCCGCCGAAAAACCAAAGAAGAAGAAGAAGCCAUGCAGCGGAAGUAAACAGUACAGGCACUGUUGUCGUUAGCUCAACUCUCUGGAUGUAUGAAACUAGCCUGAGAAGAUAUUAUAGUCGUUGAGUGGAUGAAUAUUUGACUUAUAGUUUUGCAACAAUGUCUUCAGUUGAGUGUUUGAGAGAGUUUGUGAACGAGCGACUAACUGCUGCUGCUGAAGAAAUAUUCAGAGUUUUUCAGAAAGCUGUCAUCGAGUACGAGGCAGAGAUCGACCGUCAGCGCAGGCUGCUGGAUAUCGUUUGGAAGCCCGAAAUAAAGUUACACAGGAUAGAGCUCCCACAGCAACAUGUCUGUAAGGAGGAGGAGGUUCUCUCUGACCAGCAGCUCUGUAUUCAGGAGAGGAACUCCAGUCUGGACCAAGAGGACCCAAAGCCUCCACAGAUUAAAGAGGAGCAGGAGGAACUCUGCACCAGUCAGGAGGGAGAGCAGCUUGUACUGAAGCAGGAGACUGAUACCUUUAUGUUGACUCCUACUGCUGAGGAAAGUGACCACCAGCUCCUCUCUCAAAACUCUCAUGUAGCUGAGAGCCAAGAUCAGAAAGGAGGCAAGCAUGGAGACUCAGGCUCAACUAAUGCAGAGCCAAAUCUACAGAAUCUACAUCCUGAAAGCAUAAGUCACAGUAACAAUGUCGACAACCCUAACCUGUCAGAGAUGCACUGUGAUACUCACACAGGUAAACAGCCUUUAAAAUGUGACACGUGUGGAAAAUACUUUAAGUAUAAUUCAUUACUGAAGAUACAUCUGAGAAUCCACACAGGGGAGAAGCCGUUUGCAUGCAAAACAUGUGGGAAAGCUUUCAGGAUUCAUAGUAUCUUGAAAAACCACUUGGUAAUCCACACAGGUGAGAAGCCAAUUUCAUGCAAAACAUGUGGGAAAGCUUUUAAAAGGCGUGGUAUGUUGACAUCCCACAUGACAAUCCACACAGGUGAGAAGCCGUUUGCAUGCAAAACAUGUGGGAGAGCUUUCAGAAAAUAUAGUUACUUGGUAUGCCACAUGAGAACCCACACAGGUGAGAAGCCAUAUUCUUGUAAAACAUGUGGGAAAUGUUUCCGAUAUAAUGGUGACUUGACAGUCCACAUAAGAACCCACACAGGGGAGAAGCCGUUUAUAUGCAAAACAUGUGGGAAAGUUUACAGCACCAAUGCUCACUUGGUAAGCCACAUGAGAACCCACACAGGGGAGAAGCCAUAUUCUUGCAAAACAUGUGGGAAAGGAUUCACUCAGAAAUCAUCAUGGAAGACUCAUAUAAAAAUCCACACAGAUGAGAAGCCGUUUAUAUGCAAAACAUGUGGGAGAGCUUUUAGAAGGCGUAGUGUCUUGAAAGACCACAUGACAAUCCACACAGGUGAGAAGCCGUUUACAUGCAAAACAUGUGGGAAAGCUUUCAGACAACAUAGUCCCUUAGUAUGCCACAUGAGAACCCACACAGGUGAAAAGCCAUAUUCUUGUAAAACAUGUGAAAAAAAAUUCCAAUAUAAUAGUUACUUGACAGCCCACAUGAGAAUCCACACAGGUGAGAAGCUGUUUACAUGCAAAACAUGAGCUUUCGGAUCUGGUAGUACCUUGAAAAGCCACAUGAAAACGCACACGGCGAAAGCUGCAUCACUGCAGCACAGAGGUUCCAAAGAUUAAAGAGUAACAGGAGGAACGCUGCACAAGUCAGGAACAUUUGUAAAUGGAUUGUUCAUUAAUUGUGAAUGUUUUCAGAAUGCAUUUGUAAUUCUUUACACUAAAAGAAAGGGAAACUGAUGGAAAAAUACUGAGUGCUCAACCACAUCAGAGAACAAGUACCAGACACAGGUGCCUAUUUAGAGAGGAAACCAAGGACACUGAACUGUAAAAGCAUAAUGAUUCUGAUAUUGAAAAUCCUAAAGAAGUGACAUCGUGAUGAAGGAGCUGAGCAAUGCAAGCUGGAUAAAGAACUUUUAUUUUAUAUUAUUUUCAUUUACUAGAUGUGAUGUAUUGGUGUAUUUUUAACUUUACCAUUAAUUGAUAUACUUAGUAUAAACAGGAGGGUUAUGAUGGAAAGAUACUGAGUGUUCAACCACAGCAGAGGACAAGUACCAGACACGGGUGCGAACUGCACUUCGCUCUAGUGUGAUAACCAUCUGUCUCUCCUGUAAACAACCAUCUGUAUAAACAAGAGGCACUGACCUAAACUAGUUCCUUGCUUUUAACUGUAUAAAUAUCACUCCUCUGAGCAAGCAUAGCAGCCUUACAACCUGCGUGUGAGUUUGAAUAUCUUUGUAAGAUAACUCUGUUCUGUCUCGCAAGAAUAUUGAAUUAAACUCUUAUUUGAUUUUGA
Cottoperca gobio is the source of this 2373-nucleotide messenger RNA. RefSeq names its product zinc finger protein OZF-like. The record is from RefSeq and is a predicted model, not a curated record. The transcript has 2 exons. Gene Ontology annotation, cellular component: nucleus. NCBI's taxonomy places the organism in Eukaryota, Metazoa, Chordata, Actinopteri, Perciformes, Bovichtidae. Gene Ontology annotation, biological process: regulation of transcription by RNA polymerase II; embryo development. Gene Ontology annotation, molecular function: RNA polymerase II transcription regulatory region sequence-specific DNA binding; DNA-binding transcription factor activity, RNA polymerase II-specific. The coding region runs from base 168 to 1610 and encodes 480 amino acids.